Aphis gossypii (cotton aphid) is the source of this 4848-nucleotide messenger RNA. It is a transcript of the gene ssh, whose product is annotated as protein phosphatase Slingshot. Gene Ontology annotation, biological process: actin cytoskeleton organization; negative regulation of actin filament polymerization; protein dephosphorylation. Gene Ontology annotation, molecular function: protein tyrosine/serine/threonine phosphatase activity; actin binding. The record is from RefSeq and is a predicted model, not a curated record. NCBI's taxonomy places the organism in Eukaryota, Metazoa, Arthropoda, Insecta, Hemiptera, Aphididae. Gene Ontology annotation, cellular component: cytoplasm.
CGUCGUUGCCGGUGCGUCAGUCAGUCGUCUGCGUGACUGCCGUUGCGUUUGGGUCGUGUGCGCUUGUUAGUCUCCAACCGCUUUGACACGUGUGGUCGCGGCGCGCGCGCGUGUGUAAUAGCUGAUCUUGUGCGGACUUGACCGUACAUCCAAUAAUUGUUAACCGUAAACGCAUUUAACCUAUUGUGUUGUAGUCGUCGUUUUUUCCGAUCGAAUUUCCCGAAGCAAUAAAUCCGUUCGCCGCGAUGAAUCCGUCGUCGUCCCGGGUGUCCGCCGUGGAUGGCCGUUUUCAGUGCGAGUGUUGAGUUCGCGAUCGUACGGUGCAUUGUUAUCAUACCAUUCAUACGCGUCGUACUUACGAGCGGCUGUGCUGUUAGCGUUAGUUUUGGGCACGCGUCGUACGCAGUGCUAUGAUGUUGUACGUUUUACCGCCACCGGCGGCCGCCGGACCGCCGUCUCCGUGGUCCACGAUUUUGUGCGACGACGGUCGACCGUCGUCGGCACGUGGCAACGAUGGUGGCCAGCAAGAGCCGGCGGUGGCCAACGGUGGCCGGUUGACGUACAAACGGAACGCCAGCAACAACAGGCGAGUCAAAGCGUGGCUGAACGCCGUCCAAAAGAAUAACCGUCCGCCGCCGCCCAGGAAACCUUCGGUAGACGCUGCGGGUCCUGAGGAUUCGGGAGCCGGCAGUUCGUUGGACGAAGAUGAACCGAUUAAAACCAAUCGCAGGCUUAGCGAGUGUUAUUUCGCCAACAAGGGUUCGACGGCGGUGCUGUGUUCGCUCUCGUCACACCAGCAACAGCAACCACAGCAACAGCCGCGCCGUAAAAGACACCACCAUAACUCGCUGCACCCGCACAGACACCAGUCGCUGUCCGCUCCGGCGUCCAGUCGGCUGUCUGCGGGCGAAGACGAGAUGCAGACCCGCGCUAAUGACAUACAGGCACAUCUGCAGUCCAUGUUCCACAUACUCAGGCCCGAUGACAGUCUGAACAUGGCAGUAAAGCUGGAAAGUGUACAUUCCGGCCGUACCAGAUACUUAGUUGUAGUUUCUUGUAUAAAUGGAAAUUGUCAAGAGGAAUCCUGUCUUUUGGGUCUUGACUGUAACCAGAGUACUACAAUUGGGCUGGUGCUUAGACUUCUAGCAGACACCACAAUCACUCUGGACGGAGAUGGGGGAUUCAGCGUUAGCGUAUGCAGUCGCCAACAUAUUUUUAAGCCCGUCUCAGUACAAGCCAUGUGGUCGGCUCUCCAAUCUUUACAUCGGGUAAGCGCUCAAGCCCGCGAACACAACUUUUUUGAAGGUGGUCUUACCCACGAUUGGAUAACACAUUACGAAAAACAAAUCUCCUCCGACCAGUCAUGUCUAAACGAAUGGAACGCUAUGGAUUCAAUCGAGUCUCGUCGUCCUCCGUCACCUGAUUCACUGAGGACAAAACCCAGCGAACGUGAAGAAACUGAACGCGUGAUACGCAGUGCCCUGAAAGAAAUCAUGAUGAGCGUAGACUUGGACGAGGUGACAUCCAAGUUCAUUAGGGGCCGUUUGGAAGAAACCCUAGACAUGGACCUGGGUGAAUACAAACCGUUCAUCGACCAAGAGAUGCUCACCGUAUUGGGUCAGAUGGAUGCGGCCACGCAAAUAUUCCCUCACGUUUACCUUGGUUCCGAAUGGAAUGCGUCAAAUCUCGACGAACUCAGCCGAAAUGGUGUACGGCACAUACUGAAUGUGACGAGAGAAAUCGACAAUUUCUUCCCUGGCUCGUUCAACUAUCUCAACGUUAGGGUGUACGAUGAUGAUAAGACUGAUCUAUUAAAACACUGGGACAACACAUAUAAAUACAUCACAAAAGCCGAACAAGAGGGCUCUAAAGUCUUAGUACAUUGCAAAAUGGGAGUCAGUCGGUCUGCAAGCGUCGUUAUCGCGUAUGCUAUGAAAGCUUACAACUGGUCUUUUAAAAAAGCGCUUGAUUAUGUACAGUCUAAACGCACCUGCAUUAAGCCCAACAAGCAUUUUAUCCUACAGUUAGAGACUUAUCAAGGAAUAUUGGCAGCGAUGAAAAACCGCGAAAAAUUACAACGUUCCAAAUCUGAAACAAACUUGGUGGCCACGUCAGGCCUUAUCACACCUCCUAAUUCACCUAAAAAGCCUUUGGACACCCCGAGAUCCCAAAGCGAAGGUGACAAAGACGCCACGCCACCGGAUCGAUUAGACAAAGAAGACGAACCCGUCGUGCCUAGUCCGCCAACACGGUUAAUGCCGCCAAAGUUAUUAGAUAUCAGUGGAUACGAUUUAAUGAAAUGCGGUGGAAGACCAAAGUCAUGGUCACCGGAAAAUAAUUUUGCCACCGAUAUUUUAACCAACUCAACGUUAUUGUCGCAAUCGUUGGAGAAAAUUAACACGGAUAAAAUUCCAGUUGAAGUGGAAGUGGAAGUUCCAAAUAUUCCCCCGGCACCACCGCUGCCUCCAUUCGGCCAUAAGUACAACGUCAGCGUGUUUAUGCCAUGCGGAAACGGGCUAAGAUCGUACAGCGUAUCGCAAAACAAAAUCGUUCAGUUGCAACCAGCUACACCACCACCCCCAAGACCGUCGUCAGUUAAACUACGAGUCAACGAGCUGGAGUCCAGCGGUAUCAGCGGUAGCAGCAACGUCACUAGCAGCAGCACCGGUGGUUGCACGUCUAGUCCUGACCGCAAAUCGACGGUGGACCCGAGCCGAAAUCUGGUGCUAAAUCUAACCACCCAGUUCGAGGGCGUGGUAGCCUCUUCGAGCGCGGCUAAUUCCCCUUCCGACGACAACGUUCUAGUCAAACCUUUACCUAUGGCCGAAUCACCGAAGUUCAGCCGCGUAGCCGUCAACAGACCUCCUUCGAUCGCCAUUUGCACCCCACAAAAACGGGACGGUGGCGAUCUGUUCUCAUCCCGACUGGACAGGGUGUUCGAUCGCGAGGAGCGCAAACAAUGUCGCGAACCCGCGGCCGACCAUCAAGCUACGGCGGUGAGCGGCGGAGACGUGUCUCGACAGAACUCGUGGAGCUCGUACGACAGCGCUGUCGUUCUGCGCGACGUCAUAUCCAGACACAGUUCGUGGGGCUCCUGCGACACUCGCACGUUGCCGUCCAGGAACAGUUCGUGGGGCUCGUACGAUAUCCGGCCGACCAUGCAGUACGUCAGCGAACGCGGAGAGAAGCCGGCAGUAAUAUCUACCGCAGCCUCUGUCGCCAAAACGGUCGUGGACGAAUCGUGUUACCGGCCGGCCAAGAGGCCGAAGCAAAAGGAUCAUCAAAAAUUACUGCUACCCAACUGUUAUUCGAGUUCACCAACGCUGGGUUUGCAGGGCGCUUCGCACAAGCUGGCCAACCGGGCGACCGCGUCACAGCCAAACAUAUCCGGUUUAGGAAACACCGCCGCAACCAACAUCGUAACCUCCGCGUGCAACAGCAAGCACAGUAGUCUGGUGAGGAGUCUGAAAGAAGAGUUCGAGGCCAAAGCGGGCGACGCGGUCGAAAAACCGGCGAGGAAGAACAGCGGCGGUGGAGGCGGUGGGAAUUCAGCCGAUGACGACGGUGCGGGCAACGAACACGUUAAAAGCCUACCCACGUCGCCGGUCAGCGAACACCCAAAGGUCACUCAACGGCCCAGCCCGGCCGCUUCCAUGGAGGACAUAUCGGUCAGAAAACUUGUGGGAAAAUACGAAAACGGCAGAGCCCGGUCCAAGACUUUCGUGCAGGACAGUGGUUGUCCGCGCAAUCCACACCAUCAGCAGCAGCCGCCCAUACCGACUCGGGUGUCCAGCCUGGACGUGACGGCGAUCGGGCCCCGUAAAUUCGAAUGCAAUCCCGUCGUUAAGACAGUCGUAUUGCCCAUACAGCAAAGCGACAUUCGCGCGUCCGUCAAUCGGGCGGCCAACAACAAACUACAACAGGGAAAAUCGCAUCCGCUGACUAAAUUAUCGUUCAAACAGCUGAAGGUAAACAGCACCGUUUACAACAGCAUGUGAGCAGCAAGCACGGAUCGUCGAAAACCGUAAAAUGAAAAACGCGUUCGACUUGUGAGUCGUAAUAUUAUUAUUAUGACGUACUAUAUAUACGUGUUGACUCUUAAUGAAUAUGUUUUGUUUUUUUUUUGUUUUAUGUUUUUUUAUUUUGUACCUUUGAACUCUGUUACGUUAUAUCUAUUUUUACUUUGACAAUUCAUCUGUGUAACGUUUUUCCCAUUUUUCCGAUCCGUUUACUCCCAAUAUAAUAAUAUAUAAUAGUAAACAUCACUUCUUGUCAACCCCCCCCCCCCCACCAGACUUUUUUUUCUAGUCUAACGCGCAAAACCACCGUAUAAACUGUGUACAUAAUAAUAUAUAUUAUAAUAUUAUUCAAUUAUUAUAAUACGAGAAUUUACCCAUACCUACCAUUGUUUACAAGAAUCUCUACGUCGCUUUACUUUACGACACGCUAUUCAAAGCAAAAACAAUAAUGAAAAUUAUAUAUUUUAAACAUUAUAACUUUAGCACAAGAAAAGAAUUGUUUUUGUUUGAUAUAUAUGUAUAGGUGCGCUCUCUCGUAUAAUAUAUAAUAUAAUAUAUGCUAUCUGCAUUUUCAAAAAAUAAAAAUUACAAUAUUGUCUUACAAAGUUGUAGAUCUCAUUUUUUUUUUUAUCGCUUACCCAGGCGGAAACAUUUGCUUCCUCGCAUGUUCCGGCAAUCGUAAUAACAAUAUAUUGUAUAAUGGUUGGUCGAUCCGUUGUGGGCACCACUCUCCUCCUAUAUUUAAAUAAUAUUGUGUAUAUAAUUUUGUAAGCUUAAUAUAUUGUGUGUUGAAUAAACGAUUUUAAAAAGUGUGUAUACAUUUUAAAAA